This is a messenger RNA of Zea mays, 1963 nucleotides long. RefSeq lists its product as uncharacterized. The record is from RefSeq and is marked validated. The transcript has 3 exons. NCBI's taxonomy places the organism in Eukaryota, Viridiplantae, Streptophyta, Magnoliopsida, Poales, Poaceae. The coding region runs from base 307 to 1860 and encodes 517 amino acids.
CUCUCUCCUCCCUCCGCUUUAUCUUUUCCUCGGCCCUGCCUGCUUUUUACCACUUCCGCCCGUCGCCUUCCACCUCUCGCACUCCCUCCCUCCCUCCCUCCCUUUCACUCCAACUCAAGCGCAGCGCUGUACCGUACGUCCCCGACUCCCCCCUUCUUCUACUCCACUCCUCGCCGCACUCUCCAUGCCCACCCCGUGAAGGCGAAGCGAAAACCAAAAACCCCUUUGCUACAUCACUUUACUAGCUAGUCGUCCCCGUUCUCUCCUUGGUCGCGGCGCCGGACGAGGGCGACGGCAUUGUGAGAUAUGGAUAAGGAGAGGAAGCAGGGUUUCUUCGCCGCGCUCAAGGAGGAGGUCGUACGGGGGCUGUCGCCGUCGAGGUCCAGGGGGAAGUCCCCGGCGCCGCCGCGGAGCGCGUCGCCGGCGAGGAUGCUGAUCCCGCGCCGGCGCAAGGCGCCCGCGGCUCCGCCGCCGCCGCCGCCGGAGAAGGUGCUGGAGCAGUACCUGGGCGAGCAGCUCGUCGCGCGCUCCGGCAGCCUGCGCCCCGGCGGGGAGGCUCUGGCGCCGCUCAUCGAGGGGCCCGACGCCGAGCGCCUCGCCGCCGGCGACCCCGACGCGGAGGACUCCGGCCGCCGCGAGGGGUUCGGGCACUGGGUCCGCGGCCACCUGACGCGCACGCCGUCCAUGGCCUCCUCUGCCGCAGGUGGUGGUGGUGGUCCCGGCGGGUCGAGCGGCUCGUUCCGGCGGUCCGACCUCCGCCUGCUCCUCGGCGUCAUGGGCGCGCCGCUCGCGCCCAUCCCGUCCAAGACGGCGGAGCCGCUGCCCCUCCUCUCCAUCAAGGGAACCCCCAUUGAGUCGUCGUCCGCGCAGUACAUCCUGCAUCAGUACACGGCGGCGUCCGGUGGCUACAAGCUGCUGCAGUCGGUGCGGAACGCGUACGCCAUGGGCAAGGUGCGGAUGGUGGCGUCCGAGUUCGAGACGGCGACGCGCGUCGUCAAGAACCGCGGGCCCAGCGGCCGCGGCGCCGCCGCCGUGGAGCAGGGCGGCUUCGUGCUGUGGCAGAUGGCUCCCGACAUGUGGUACGUAGAGCUCGCCGUCGGCGGCAGCAAGGUCCAUGCCGGCUCCAAUGGCCGCCUCGUCUGGCGCCACACCCCCUGGCUCGGCGCCCACGCCGCCAAGGGGCCCGUCCGCCCCCUACGCCGCGUCCUCCAGGGCCUCGAUCCGCUGACCACGGCCGGGCUGUUCGCGGAGGCGCGAUGCGUGGGCGAGAAGAAGGUGAACGGCGAGGACUGCUUCAUCCUGAAGCUGAGCGCCGACCCGCAGACGCUGAAGCUGCGCAGCGAGGGCCCGGCGGAGAUCAUCCGGCACGUGCUGUUCGGCUACUUCAGCCAGCGCACGGGGCUGAUGGUGCAGAUGGAGGACUCGCACCUGACCCGCAUCCAGCCGCACGCCGGCGGGGACGCCGUGUACUGGGAGACGACCAUCAGCUCGGCCCUGGAGGACUACCGCGCCGUGGAGGGCGUCAUGGUCGCGCACGCGGGCCGCUCCGCGGUGACCCUGUUCCGGUUCGGCGAGGCCGCCAUGAGCCACACCAAGACGCGCAUGGAGGAGGCCUGGAGCAUCGAGGAGGUGGCGUUCAACGUUCCGGGACUGUCCGUGGACUGCUUCAUCCCGCCGGCCGACAUCCGGUCGGGCUCCGUCGGCGAGGCCUGCGAGCUGCCGUCCCAGCCCCACGGCGAGCGCGCCAGGACCGGCGCCGCCGUGCACCCCUCGCGCGUGGCCGCCGUGGAGCGCGCCGGCACUGCUGCCGGCGCCGGAGGCCGCGGCGAGAAGAAGGUCAUGUGGAGAGUGCAAGUGUGAGGAAUGGCGCGCAUCAGUUAGCAGCGGCAGAGAGAAUUGAAACCGAUUGCCCGAUUCUAAUCUGUGUCCAUACUAGUAGAGUUUUAAUUUUCGCCAGCCCAAG